AUGGAUAAAAAGGAUUGCAGAGUAUACUACAGUUGCCAGGACAAAAUUCACCAAUUCGGUGUAGGUUUUGUCGUGAGCAAAAGACUGAGAAAUACUGUCAUCGACUUCCAGGCUAUUAGCAUGAGACUCUGUAAAAUCAGGAUAAACGGAAAACAUUACAAUACCACCUUAAUAUGUGCUCAUGCACCAACUGAGGAAAAAGAUGCUUCUGAAAAAGAUAUCUUCUAUGACCUGUUGAUGAGAAGCAUUAACUCGUGCCCAGCACAAGACAUGAAGAUCGUUAUCGGAGACUUCAACGCUAAAAUUGGAAAGGAGCAACACCUUAGAUACCACGCGGGUGCUGAAAGCCUGCACUACUACACCAGUGAAAAUGGACAGAGACUCUUUGAUCUUGCAGUCUCAGAGAAUUUGUUUAUUUCCAGCACAGCAUUCCCCCAUAAAGAAGUCCACAAGCACACCUGGCGAUCCCCAGAUGGAUCUACACAUAAUCAAAUUGACCAUCUACUUGUGGACAAGAGACACCGCAGCAAUGUACUUGAUGUGAGAAGCUGCAGGGGUGCAAAUGUAGAUAUGCAUGUACUCGUCGUGUCCAAAGUGAGACUUCGACUUUGUAAAAGUUUUUAUCAAAAGAAGGAAAACAAGGACUUUAAACUUGACAUUUCUAAACUGAAAAAAGACGAAAUUCUUAAAGAGUAUAACAUCAAGCUAUCCAACCGACUUUCUGAAGAAAAAGGAAGACCGAACAUUGUUUUUAACUGGAAUACAAUAAAAGACAUUGUCUUGAAAUCUGCAAGUGAUACUAUUCCAGAACUGGGGCGUCCUUCCAAAAACGAAUGGUUCGAUGAAGACUGCCAUAAGGCAACUGAGGAAAAAAAUAAGGCAUAUAGACUAAUGAUACAGAAACAUCGCACACGUUUCUUUGAAGAACAAUAUAAGAACCUGAGAAGAAUAGAAAAGAAACUACAUAAAGCAAAAAAGAAAGCCUUCUUUGAGAAAUCACUGGAAGAUCUGGAAGCCAUGAAUAACCAAAAUGAAUGUAGGAAGUUUUACAAAAAAGUCAAUUAUAUGCGAAGUGAAUUUAAACCAAGAACUAUUACCUGCAGAAACAACGAAGGUGAACUCGUAAGUGAGCCUCAAGAGGUAACCAAAGUUUGGAAGAGUUACUUCCAAGACUUGCUAGUUGGCAAGGAUGAUAUUUCUGUCCCUCGCAACAACCCAGUAGAUCUAGUCAUACUGAGGGAUGUAGAUAACCCCCCACCUUCAAUCGAUGAAGUGAUAAUGGCUAUUAAAAAACUCAGAAACAACAGAUCGGCUGGUCCCGAUUGUAUCCCAUCUGAGCUUCUUAAAACCGGCGAACCCCAGUUUAUUGAUGCUAUCCAUAAACUCCUAAUUGAAAUCUGGGACACUGAGAAUAUACCCAUUGAAUGGGAAGAAGGUUCCAUCUGCCCUAUUUUUAAAAAAGGAGACCAACUUGAAUGUCGUAACUACAGAGGUAUAACACUCCUCAAUACGGCAUAUAAAAUCUUCUCCAAUAUUCUUUUCAAAAGGCUCCAGCCUUUUGCUGAUAAAGCGGUCGGAAAUUACCAAUGUGGAUUCAGGCCUCAAAGGUCUACCAUUGACCAAAUUCAUACUCUAAGACAGAUCCUUGAAAAAACUAAAGAGUUCAACAUCAGGACUUUUCACCUAUUUAUAGACUUCAAAGCUGCCUACGACAGUAUUAAAAGAGAUAAAUUACUUGAAGCGAUGAACGAGUUCGGAAUCCCUACAAAACUCGUAAGUCUCACCCGUGCCACUAUCAACAAUGUGAGAUGCAGGAUUAAAAUCCAAAGCCAUCUAUCUGAACCUUUCAUUACCGAAAGAGGCCUGCGCCAGGGAGACUCUCUUGCUUGUCUGCUUUUUAACCUGGCAUUGGAGAAAUGCAUUCGGGAUAGCGGAUUAAACCGAGGAGGAUCUAUUUGGAACAGAUCUCUCCAAAUCCUCGCUUAUGCGGACGACAUUGAUAUCAUUGGAAGAUCAGAACGGGCUGUUAAAGAUGCCUUUCAAGCCCUUGAGGCCUCUGCUAUAAAUAUGGGCCUUUCCAUUAACGAAGACAAGACCAAAUUCAUGGAGUUUUCAAGCUCAACUGUAAACUAUAGUGAACCUUUGCAGAUAAACGGACAUUCCUUUGAAAAGGUUAAAGAAUUUAAGUAUCUUGGUACAAUUAUCAAUGACCAAAACAAACUGAAACCUGAAAUUGACAAUAGAAUCAAUAUGGCCAACAGAUGUUUUUUUGGACUAAAAAGUCAACUAAGAUCGAAUUUUAUUAGCCAAAAAACAAAACUAAAAUUAUAUAAGACACUCAUUCUGCCUGUCUUGCUAUACGGAAACGAAACCUGGACUUUAAACCUUGACGUACAACGCCCGAUAGAAACGUUUGAAAGAAAGAUACUUAGAACUAUCUUUGGUGCCAUACCAGAGGGGGGAUGUUGGCGAACACGGUACAACUUUGAACUUUAUGGGCUCUAUAAACAUCCUCAAAUUAUGCAGAUAAUCCGAAGCAACCGACUAAGAUGGCUCGGACAUAUAUGGAGAGGCUCUGAAGAUAGCCCUGUAAAAAUUGCCACCUUCAAGAACCCUCAGGGGUCCCGCUCUAGAGGUAGACCACCUACUCGAUGGCUCAACGACACCGAAAACGACCUCAAAGUCCUAAAACUUAAGAACUGGAGGGGAGUUGCCAUGGACAGAGGGAGCUGGAGAAGGCGUGCUGUUGAGGCAGCUAAGGCCUGCAAAGGGCUGUUGCGCUCCUGA
This is a messenger RNA of Parasteatoda tepidariorum (common house spider), 2787 nucleotides long. Its product is annotated as LINE-1 retrotransposable element ORF2 protein. NCBI's taxonomy places the organism in Eukaryota, Metazoa, Arthropoda, Arachnida, Araneae, Theridiidae. The record is from RefSeq and is a predicted model, not a curated record.